AUGUCUGGACGUGGAAAGAAACAAGCAGUUGCUAGCAAAUCAGGAGCUGCACCAAAGAAAACCAAAUCUGCUAAGGCUGGUCUGACAUUCUCCGUGGGUCGUGUCUACAGACUUCUUAAAAGAGGGAACUACACUGACAGAAUCAGUCCUGGCGCUGCCAUCUACCUGACUGCGGUGCUGGAGUACCUGAGCGCCGAGAUCCUGGAGCUGGCAGGGAAUGCUGCACGGGAAAACAAGAAAGCCAGGAUUGUGCCCAGGCACAUCCAGCUGGCCGUGAGAAAUGAUGAUGAGCUGAACAAGGUCUUCUCCCGCGUGAUCAUUGCGCAAGGAGGUGUUAUGCCAAAUAUUCUUUCCCAGCUCCUUCCCAAGAAAACUGUUGGAAAUGCUGCUUCUCAGGAAUGA
This is a messenger RNA of Opisthocomus hoazin, 402 nucleotides long. RefSeq lists its product as uncharacterized. Gene Ontology annotation, molecular function: structural constituent of chromatin; DNA binding; protein heterodimerization activity. The record is from RefSeq and is a predicted model, not a curated record. Gene Ontology annotation, cellular component: nucleosome. NCBI's taxonomy places the organism in Eukaryota, Metazoa, Chordata, Aves, Opisthocomiformes, Opisthocomidae.